Pyrus x bretschneideri (Chinese white pear) is the source of this 2365-nucleotide messenger RNA. RefSeq names its product two-component response regulator ARR12. NCBI's taxonomy places the organism in Eukaryota, Viridiplantae, Streptophyta, Magnoliopsida, Rosales, Rosaceae. Gene Ontology annotation, molecular function: DNA-binding transcription factor activity; DNA binding. Gene Ontology annotation, biological process: cytokinin-activated signaling pathway; phosphorelay signal transduction system. The record is from RefSeq and is a predicted model, not a curated record.
CAUUUUUAUGCUAUUAAUCUCUUCUGGGUUUGUUGAGAAACCCCCGGAAUUUGAGUUUUAUAGAAAGAAAAAAAAAAGAUUGAAACUUUAGUUCUAGUUCUUGAUUUUUGUUUGAUUUUUCAUCUGGGUUUCUGAAGUUGGUGGUUGACUAUGACAGUGGAGGACCGUUUUCCGGUGGGCAUGCGAGUGUUGGCCGUCGACGACAACUCGACUUGUCUCAGACUUUUGGAGGAGCUGCUUGUCAAAUGCCAGUAUCAAGUUACUACGACGAAUCAGGCAGUCAAGGCGCUGCAAAUGUUGAGGGAAAACAGAAAUAAUUUUGACUUGGUGAUCAGUGAUGUUAAUAUGCCAGAUAUGGAUGGCUUUAAGCUGCUUGAACUAUUGGGGCUCGAAAUGGACCUGCCUGUAAUCAUGUUGUCGGGAUAUAGUGAUAAAGAUCUUGUGAUGAAGGGAAUCUCCCACGGUGCUUGUGACUAUUUGUUGAAACCUGUUCGAAUUGAAGAGCUCAAGAACAUCUGGCAACAUGUAGUCCGGAGAAAGAAGUUUUACCCUGAGGACCAAAAUAAGUCUUCCAGUCAAGACAAAGGUUGCCUUGAAGCUGGAGAAGGUGGACGCGCGGUUUCACCAUCUGGUAGUUCAGAUCGGAGUGGCAGAUUCAGCAGGAAAAGAAAGGAGCAAAAUGAAGACGAGGAAGAAGAAGAUGAAGAGGAGGAACACGAGAAUGAGGAAUUGUCAUACCAAAAGAAGCCUCGGGUAGUUUGGUCCAGGGAGCUGCACCAAAAGUUUGUUGCAGCUGUAGAUCAGUUGGGAUAUGAUAAGGCUGUUCCGAAGAAAAUUCUUGACCUAAUGAAUGUUGAAGGACUCACAAGGGAAAAUGUGGCCAGCCAUCUACAGAAGUUUAGGCAAUACCUCAAAAAACUCCGCAAUCCUGCUUUUGGGGUGAGAGAUUCUUCUUACACGCGCAUGGCUGCACUAGAUGGAUUUGGAGAUGCACAGUCCUUAGUUGGAUCACAAAGGUUCUCAAAUGCCGGUUUGUCACCAUACAUACCCAGUAUGAUGCUUGGUAGAUUAAACUCCACUGCUGGUUUGAGCAUACGAGGAACUACUUCCGGACUGGUCCAACCUGGUCACUCCCAGAACUUAAGCAACUAUUUUAAUAUUCCCACGAAGCUCCAGCCAGUUCUGCCUGCAAACCAAAGUCCAAAUGUGUAUCAAACAAUUCCAGCAUCGUUAGAGUUCAAACAAUCGCAACAGAGCAAGUAUAUCACUCACAUUGGCGAGUCCUCUCCCAGUAAUGAUUCAACAAGUUAUGCCAUCCCUUCUAGCUUUCCAGGCGCAAGAGCGUCUGCAAGCUCAAUCUUUUCUGAUUCCAAUGCUUCAAGCAAUCCUUUGAUACUACACGGGACCCCACAACAAACACAUGGCACAGGAGUUGUUGGAAAUCAGUCUUCUCUUGGAGUGGCAUCAUUGAAUCCAGAAUCAUUUGACGUUGGCAUCUCCUCGAAGUUUCUAGAUUACAAUCGAUGUAGUGAUAGCUGGCAGGUUGCAGUUCAGUUAUCUGAUUUUCCGAUGAAUGCAUUGCCAAUGAGCGAGCCUGGCCAUCAUGGUCAGCUACAUGCUAAUAACUUGGGUUUCGCUUCUAAUGGGCCUCAAGUCGCAACUGUUCCAAGUGAUUUUUCAUCUAGUGUACUUUCAGCCCCUGCUGUGGAACUAAGAGGAAGUAUACUGAAUCAGGAAGGCUUGAUUGGAGAUGUUGUGCCGACCAUGACUUGCUCGCCAAGGCAAAUGUGGGAAGAACAUAAGCACGAUUUCAACCACAAUUUCAAUCUAUCUUUCAAUGCCGAUAAUUCCAUGGUUUCUGCCAAUGUUCUUCUCGGACCUGUAGGCCCGAGUUUGGACCAAAACGAUGCAGUCUGCAGUGAAAAAAUGACUUCAUCUUUAUUUGACAUAUUAGAUGGUGUCACUUCACCUGUCAUGCAGCCCAGUGAGUUCCAGAAAUCCGCCAUGGAAACAACGAUGAAUCCCACUGAGGUCUACUCCUGGCAGCAAACAAAGUCACCCGAUGAUGUUGCUCAAAAUACUUACGGACCUUGGAAUGAUGUUAUGACUGCAAUUCUGAAACGGGGACAGAAUGAGAAUGUGUUGUCGACGGAUGGAGAUUUUGGAUUCGAUGCUUGCUCUCCCGGAUCACAGCAGUUUAUUCCUCUAUGAGGAACCAUGUAUCAUUAUGUAAUUUCUUCAUCUCUUCUGUUGCCAUCUUUCAUGUCCGUGCAAAACCUGCAUCUUUUCAAUUCUUGCAUCGUCUUCGCUGUUCUUCGUGGAGUAAUGCGCUAAUGGAAUAAUAAGUUGACGACUUUCCUGUGUA